UAUCUCUUUUUUCCAGGUACAAUGACUGAAAUCACUCUAAGUAACGGCGUGAAAAUGCCUUCAGUACUUCUGGGUACCUAUAGAACCCGGGGACCUGCUGCUGUUGAAUUAUCGGUGAAAUCAGCUCUAGAGAGUGGCUACCUUGGUAUAGAUACAGCAGCGGUCUAUAGAAAUCAUAAGGAUAUUGCAGGAACCCUUGCUAAAACUUUGCCAGGCCUAAAUCUUUCUCGUAGAGACAUAUUUCUUACGUCAAAACUAUCUCCUCAAGACCAUGGAACAGAAAAAUGCAAGGAUGGAAUAUUGAAGUGUUUAGAUGAAUUAGAAACUGAUUAUCUUGAUCUGUUUCUUAUUCACUGGCCUGGGGUUCAGAAACUUCAAUUAGAUGAUCCUCAAAACAAACUUUUAAGAGCUGAGAGUUGGAGAGUUCUCGAAGAUUUUUACAAAUCUGGAAAACUUCGAUCCAUUGGAGUAUCUAACUAUACCGUUCAGCAUUUGGAACACUUGAUGGAACACUGUACAGUUGUUCCUCAUGUAAAUCAGGUUGAGCUUCAUCCUCACUAUCCCCAGGAUGAUCUAGUUAAAUUCUGUUCAACACAUUCUAUACAUCUUCAGGCCUACAGCUCACUGGGACAAAACGGCGUAUCAGGCAAAUUGUUAUCGUCUAAAUCUGUUCUUGAAAUAGCCUCCAACAUAGAUAAAACUCCAGCUCAGGUGUUGCUGAAGUGGGGAGUUCUCAGAGGAUUCUCCGUCCUACCCAAGAGUACCAACCCAGAGCAUAUCAAACUUAAUUUGAACCUGGAUUUUCAUAUAUCAGACCUUGACAUGACCACCUUGAACAAUCUACACUGUACAGAGUUUGAAAAGUACGCGUGGGACCCUGCUAAUAUUAUCUGAUUUCAGA
Eurytemora carolleeae is the source of this 901-nucleotide messenger RNA. RefSeq names its product prostaglandin F synthase-like. Gene Ontology annotation, molecular function: oxidoreductase activity. Lineage: Eukaryota; Metazoa; Arthropoda; Copepoda; Calanoida; Temoridae. Bases 22 to 894 code for a protein of 290 amino acids. The transcript has 5 exons. The record is from RefSeq and is a predicted model, not a curated record.